Molecule: messenger RNA, 465 nt
Organism: Tricharina praecox
Lineage: Eukaryota; Fungi; Ascomycota; Pezizomycetes; Pezizales; Pyronemataceae
Product: RNase P and RNase MRP subunit
Exons: 2
Coding region: 1-465 (154 amino acids)
Biological process (GO): tRNA 5'-leader removal
Cellular component (GO): ribonuclease P complex
Molecular function (GO): ribonuclease P RNA binding
Source: RefSeq, a predicted model, not a curated record
AUGGUCCGCUACAAAGCCCGCUACCUGCUAUUCAACAUCCUGUACCCGCCGAACACCAUGUCGCCCUCGACAUCCACACACAUCGACUUCCUCGCGCCGACGCCCAGCGUUUCGCCCAGCGAGCUUGCGGCGCUGAUACGCGACAGCCUGCUGCGGGAGUUCGGUGACCACGGCGCGGGGAUCGCAGGGAACCUAUCCGUGAAAUACUUCUCCCCCGUCACAUCCACCGGCAUCGUGCGCGUGUCGCGCGAACACGUCCGCCUGGUCUGGGCGGCGCUGACGUAUCUGCCCGAGGUGCGCGGGAAGCGGGUGGUGGUGCGCGUGGUGCACUGCGCGGGGACGAUCAAGAAGGCGGAGCGAAGGGCGGUGGGUAGGGCGGGGAAGGAGGUAGGGGUCGUGUUGGAGGAGAUGGAGGAGAUGGAGGGGCUGGAGGACGGGUGGGAUCAGGAUAUAGAAGAGGAAUAA